Messenger RNA from Peronospora farinosa, 354 nucleotides. The record is from the annotation of a GenBank genome assembly. NCBI's taxonomy places the organism in Eukaryota, Oomycota, Peronosporomycetes, Peronosporales, Peronosporaceae.
AUGUGCUCCUCUCCGUCUCCUCUUGAUCGUUAUGGUCUUGACGUUGCUGGAUUCGCAACAGCUUCAGCGUUUGAGCGAACGAAAGGUACGCAGAGUUUUGGCAUGCGCCACAACAAGACCCACACCAUUUGCAGACGGUGUGGGCGAAGCUCUUACCACAUUCAGAAGAGCACGUGCUCUUCGUGUGGUUACCCUGCUGCCAAGAUGCGCAAGUACAACUGGAGCCAAAAGGCUCUGCGUCGUCGUACGACGGGAUCUGGCCGUAUGCGCCACCUGAAGAACGUCCAGCGCAAGUUCAAGAAUGGCUUCCGUGAAGGCUCGUCCGCUGUGUCUAAGAAGGCCGCCACCAACUAA